This is a messenger RNA of Engraulis encrasicolus (European anchovy), 4833 nucleotides long. It is a transcript of the gene erlec1, whose product is annotated as endoplasmic reticulum lectin 1. Lineage: Eukaryota; Metazoa; Chordata; Actinopteri; Clupeiformes; Engraulidae. Gene Ontology annotation, biological process: endoplasmic reticulum unfolded protein response; retrograde protein transport, ER to cytosol. Bases 209 to 1696 code for a protein of 495 amino acids. Gene Ontology annotation, cellular component: endoplasmic reticulum lumen. The transcript has 14 exons. The record is from RefSeq and is a predicted model, not a curated record.
ACUUCACCGGAAAUGGACGUGGCAGCCUUUCCACUAACUUCCUGGUUGUUCUGUUGUCAAAUAAGCAUCGGACAGCGAAUCUACCUGACAGAGAAAUGUCCUCUUGUUGAACUGUUGAGCUGCAUGUUACGAUUCUGACUGUAGUCUCUACACUGCGCUUUCAUGUCAGGAUAAAGCGUAAAAGCAACAUCAUACAGCACAGCGAGCGAUGCACUCAAAUCGCCUGUUUGUCGUGUUUUUCGGUGGUGUGUUUGGUGUCUGUUUCAGCGUUUCGGCGAACAGGGGAGGAUAUCCUUCAUUCACCGAUGAAAUCCCAUUUAAAAUCAACUGGCCUGGACCAGAAAUCAACCUGCCUGCGUCAGGUGCCCUGUACAAAGAGGAUGACUUCGUUAUCAUGACGACGUUAGAGAAGGAGAAGUACAAGUGUCUGUUGCCUUCUCUCUCGGGUGGAGAUGAGGAUGAUGAGCGUGACUACAGCGGCCCGAGUCCAGAUCUUCUUCUUGAGCCGCUGUUUAAGCAGAGCAGCUGUUCAUACAGGUUGGAGUCGUACUGGACGUAUGAGGUGUGCCACGGGAAACACGUGAGGCAGUACCAUGAGGAGAAGGAGACGGGACAGAAGUCGAACAUCCAGGAGUAUUACCUGGGCAACAUGGCGAAGGCCAGCUCUGAUCCCUCAGCAGAGUCUGAGCCUGAGGCUGCCGGAGCGUCCUCUGCUAAACGGAAAGAGGUGCCCACCAAGAACAUCGAGGGUCAGCUGACGCCGUACUACCCGGUGCCGAUGGGUGAGGGGACGGCGUGCACGCUGAAACAGGACCGCCCCCGCGCCACCACCGUGCUCUACGUCUGCCACCCCGAAGCCAAACACGAGAUCCUCUCCAUCGCCGAGGUGACCACCUGCGAGUACGAGGUGGUGGUGCUCACGCCGCUGCUCUGCCUGCACCCCAAAUACAGAUUCAAGUCGUCCCCGGUGAACACCAUCUUCUGCCAGUCGCUCAGUGGCUCCCCCCUCAGGCCGCUGCGGCUGGCGCAGCUGGACCAGGAGCAGCAGGACCUGCUGAAGCCCCCCCACGCCCCCCACGGGGCUGCCGGGGGCACAGGGGCCGCCGCCUCGGAGAAGGAGGAGGAGGUGUCUGCGCCGGUUCGAGAGGAGGCCUACUCUGCUACCCACAAGCCCAUCGCCGUGGGGGGCCAGGCUCAGGUCGCCGUGGGAACCACGCACAUCUCCCGCCUCACGGACGAGCAGCUCAUCAAAGAGUUCCUCAGCGGCUCCUACUGUUUACACGGGGGUGUGGGCUGGUGGAAGUAUGAGUUCUGCUAUGGACGACAUGUUCAACAGUAUCAUGAGGACAAGGAGCAGGGUAAGAGUGUGGUUGUCGUGGGCAACUGGAACGCUGAGGAGCAUCUAGAAUGGGCGAAGAAGAACGUGGCGCGCUCUUACCAGCUGAAGGACGACGGCAUCCAGAAAGUCAAGGCGGUGUCCCACUUCUAUGGCCAUGGGGACGUGUGUGACCUCACAGGGAAGCCCAGACAGGUCAUCGUCAAGCUCAAGUGCAAAGAGUCGGAGUCUCCCCACGCAGUCACCGUCUACAUGCUGGAACCCAACACCUGCCAGUACAUCCUGGGGGUGGAGUCUCCGGUCAUCUGUAAGAUUCUGGACACCGCUGAUGAGAACGGCCUGCUCUCCCUCCCCAGCUAACAAGACCAGAGCAGAGCAGAGAAGACUGGAGUGGAGUGGAGGAAGACAAGAGAGACUCGUUUAUCGCUGUGGAACGCGGAUGGAUGGAUGGAUGGAUGGAUGGAUGGAUGGAUGGAUGGAGUGAUGGAGUGAUAGUAUGAAGGAGUGUCACAGUAGUAGUAGGGCACUUGGCCUUUGUCGUCUCCUUUGCUGCAUUGUGGAGGAGGAAGAGGAGGAAGAGGAGGAGGAGGAAGAGGAGGAAGAGCAGCACUGCAUCACAGCUCUCAGACUGUGCAGUCACACCUCUCCUCUCCCCAAGCCGCUCUUUGUACAUACGUGUGUGUACGAUAGUGUGUGUGUGAAGUUGUGGAUGAGUGUGUGUUGGGGAAGGGUUUGGCUGGAACUUGUGUGUGUGUGUGUGUGUGUGUGUGUGUUGGCAUGUGUGUGUUUAUGAAGAGGUGAGUGGGUGUGUAUAGCGAGGGCACACCCUGAAGAAAAGAGUUCUAGCUGUGGAAUCUUCAUCCCAAUGGAACCGUUGCUUCAUUCUACCCCACAAUACAAGGACUCCCAGUCGGCAUGGGAACCAGCUACGGAAUCAAACACCAUCACUGUCUCCCGUAGCAACCGCAUCAUCUGGCUCGGCUCAUGGACACCUUCGCUGUCUCAUAUACACGCUGUAAUCUGGCAACCAGGGUGUUAAUCUGGCAACCAGAGGGGUAUUGCAAGAACAUGGUUAACUGGUAAACCUGGCGAAGCUAACCAGCAGGAAGUGCUAAAGCUGCUAAUAGAUGGUCCACAGCUGUCAUUUAGUUAAUAAAAUAAGGACUGCAGGCUCUUGUAUUAGAUGGUUUAUUACCACAGCCUCAAUGUUACCUUAGCCUGGUUUACUACUGAGUAGAGAUGCUCCGAAAGGGAAAUGUGUGGCCGAAACCGAAUAUUACAGUUCAGUUAAAAGUUAGUUUUUUCAUUAUUUUUAAAUAUUUCCCAAAUCUACAGCUUACAAUGCAUGUUUAGACAGGCUUUUCAAAGAAAAUAAAUGUUUAUUUGAAGUCUUCAAAUGUUAGAGUAGAACUGAAAUAAAUUUUAUUAAUGCCCUUUUUCAAUUCAUUUACUAUUCGGCCUCCGAUUCGGCCACUCAAUUGGCUUUUGGACGAAAACCGAAAGAGUCCUUUUUUGCGUUUUCGGCCGAAUAUUUUCGGUUGCCGAAUUUUCUUUGCACCUCUACUACUGAGCCAUGUUAUUGGAAUACUCCCUUGGAUUCAGAAGCUACAAUCCAAUCCAGCGCCUCAUGUGGAGUCACCCAGAAGUAUGUACAUGUAGUUUUCCUCUUAAGGGACACUGUGUGAAUUUUUUAGUUGUUUAUUUCCAGAAUUUAUGCUGCCCAUUCACUAAUGUUACCUUUUUCAUGAAUACACCAACAUCAAAUUCUAAGUAUUCAUUAUGACUGGAAAAAUUGCACUUUUCAUACAUGAAAAGGGGACUUUCUCCAUGGUCCGCCAUUUUGAAUUUCCAAAAAUAGCUAUUUUUAGCUACAAAAAUUACUGUACUUGGACCAUACUAGGAAAUAUUUGGCAAUAGGCAGCCCAGUUUCAAUGAGCACCAUAGUUGCAGUACCUUUUUUUGACCAUUUCCUGCACAGUGUCCCUUUAAAAGCAUUUAACGCCAUGUUGGCCCCUAAAUUCUUGAAUGGGGUUUUCUCCACUGCAGACCCAUCUCAAAUACGGUGUGUGAGCGAAAUCAUGCAAAAUAGCGUCCGUAUUUUAUUUUUGCUCUCCGUAAUUUUCCCAUGUUAUUCACCAUAGGGAUUUUUCCUUAGAAACCGGAUGCUGUUAAAAUGCUCAUCUGCCACAUACACAAAGUGACGUCACCCACUUGCACGCUCUACUUCAAUCGAUCUGGUUUCACCUGUCAAAAUGGAGCAACUGCACGGGUGAGACCUGGUGCUUUGUUAUAGGACUAUAUAAUAUGGCAAAAAAGUUUGAGGAGAGUGCCUUGAUAUUUUUCUUUUUUUCUUGGCCUAUAUGCCACUGGAUUGUGUCUUCUGGAUCCAUCUUGCUUAUGACUGAUGUACAUUCUACACACCUUCCUCACACCAGUGCAGCAGCAUCGCCUUUUGCUGUUUUUAACUCUUCUGUAAGUUAUUUAGCUCGUUUGUUUUCUGUUCAUCAACAGCUUAGCAUUUUGCACUUCAUUUUUUAUCAGCCUGAGUCAUGAAUGAAAUGGGGGAUAUGAAUGAGUUUGUUGAAAAAUGAUUUCUAAGUUAAAUGGGUAGAAUAGAAUAGAAGAAAAUUCUGAAUCAAUGCAGCGUUUUGCAGGCAUGUGUCCAGCUGGGGCCUACACUAAGAAGCUGGUUCAGGAGUAAACCAGGUUAAGCUAAGAGGUAAAUCAUCUAAUAGAAGAGUCCUCAUUUUCUUUAAAAAGGGGGACUCUAGGCUCUUCUAUUUGGAUGAUUUACCUCUUAACCACAUUUUUGAGGACGCCAGGCUCUUCUAUUAAAUUAUUUACCUCUUAGCUUAACCUGGUUUGCUCCUGAACCAGCGUCAUAGUACUGUAUACCCCUCUGGUAUCUUGGUAUGGUCUGAGUCAAUGCUGUGUUUGCAGCAGGUAUGGUCUGAGUCAAUGCUGUGUUUGCAGGCGUGUGUCCAGCAGGUGUCUUGGAGUGGUGUGGUUGCUUCUCUUUUUUUACACAUGGAAGUAAAGUGUGUGAUGGCGGAUGUUGCGCUUGCUGACGUUCCAGGUCAAAAUGGAGAAACCACUGGAGGUACAGGGUGCAUUCCAAUAUGAGAAAUUGCGUCCUCCACUUGUGCUUGUGGCCUCGAAUUUUGCUGAUGCCCCACCUCCUUGACGAAAACGGUAAAGUUUCCCCACUGUCAGCCUAGCCAAAACUAUUUUUGGGGGUCUGUUCUUCAUUCACCAUCCCGAUUGCAAAUGAGGAAAUUACAUUAGAAUUAGAAUACAUCAGAAUUAUGCUUUUGCAAGAUAGAUAUUGAAUUCAUUUUCUGUCUUGGAUGACAUCAUCAUGAGGUCACAAGCAGGCAAGGGAGGACAGAAGUUUGCAUAUUGGAAUGCACCCACAGACCAUGUGAGCUGCACUGGGGUCUGCACUAGGUGGCGCAGAGGUGUACAAAUCACAAAUAAAUUAUUUGAUUUAACUUUGC